This is a messenger RNA of Wallemia mellicola CBS 633.66, 1501 nucleotides long. RefSeq names its product Clavaminate synthase-like protein. The record is from RefSeq and is a predicted model, not a curated record. The transcript has 7 exons. The annotation marks the transcript as partial. NCBI's taxonomy places the organism in Eukaryota, Fungi, Basidiomycota, Wallemiomycetes, Wallemiales, Wallemiaceae. Gene Ontology annotation, biological process: regulation of transcription by RNA polymerase II; protein demethylation. Gene Ontology annotation, molecular function: histone demethylase activity; transcription coregulator activity.
AGUCUAUUAACUUCUCUAUCCUUCUCUUUUCUAAGUUAAAUCCAAAAACGUUGUAUUGUGACAUGAUAGAUGCUAUUCAAGCCUUCUUAUAAUACAACCAAGAUCUAAAAAUGGAAGAAGAGUCAGACAGUCAUUCAAGAUGUCCUAAAUGCCCUUCAAUUGAUAAUGAUCAAGAUAUAGCAGACGUAGAUGAUAUCUGGAUUGGUUGUGAGGCUUGCGAUAAUUGGUAUCAUUGCGCUUGCGUAAACGUAGAUGAUCCAGAGGAUAUUGAAAUCUGGUAUUGCGCAACUUGCAUUCAAAAUAAUUCUAAUUUAGCCAUAAAGAAGAAACCAGAGCCUAGAAAAUCUAAGAGAUCAAAGCUUAAACAUGAUUACGCCGCUUUAAAUGAUGGUAUAACGCCUUCUUACUUACACGUUGAACGUCUUCCUUUUUUACAAACUGAGAAUUAUGAGUUUAAGAGAAUGAAAGGGGAAGAUCUAACAAUAGAUUGGUUAGAAACUGAUCCUAAUAGUCUAUCAGAACCUAUUGUUGUUCCCGAUCCUGCUGGUUUAGAUAUGAAAAUGCCUGCUUCAAAUACCUCAAUUGAUCAUAUUGCAAAAGCUGUCGGUAUAGAUAAGCCUGUUGAAGUUAUUGAUUGCGCUACCCAAAAUCUCUCCAAAUAUCCUUGGACUUUAGGUGAAUGGGCAAAUCAUUAUUAUAAACGCAGGCAAGCUCCUGAGAUUGAGAAAACGCUUAAUGUCAUCAGUUUAGAAGUUUCAGAUACUGAAUUCGCAAAAGAAAUCAUACCACCAAAGUUCGUUAGGGAUUUAGACUGGGUUGGUAAUUUCUGGCCCCAACACAAGAAAAAAGACGCUCCUAGAGUCUUAUUAUACGUUUUAAUGAGUUUAAAAGGUUCAUUCACAGAUUGGCAUGUGGAUUUCGCUGGGUCUUCUGUCUUCUAUCAUGUUCUUCGAGGUAGUAAAACCUUUUACCUUUCUCGUCCAAAUAGCUACAAUCUUCAACAAUAUAAAAUGUGGUCUGAAUCCGCAGAUCAAGGCUCACAAUGGUUUGGUGAUCUGGCAGAUACAACCUAUAAAGUUACUUUAGAGGCAGGGAAUACACUAAUUAUACCGACUGGUUGGAUACACGCAGUACACACACCUACAGAUUCUUUAGUUAUUGGUGGUAACUUUGUCCACAGCUAUGGAAUAGAAGGACAACAAAAGAUCGUUCAAAUUGAAAUUGAUACCAAGGUUCCGCUCAAAUUUAGAUUUCCUGGUUACCAAACUCUUUGUUGGUAUGUUGCAAAUCACUACAAAAAUACUUUAAAAGAUGGAAAGAAGGUUCACGAACGGGUACUAAGUGGGUUGACUGUUUUAGGGGAUUUUUUAGGUAGUCUAGCACUUCGUAUAGACAACCCAGUGAAUGAAAAUGGCGUGGCAGAUGAGAAAGCACUCAAAAUAGCUAAAACAUACAAAGAGAGAUUUCCAGCAGAUGAUAUAGAAAUUGGACCAUUCGAAUU